AUGGCCACUCUCAGACCAAGAAGAUCUAAUUUCUCUGCCGUGAUAAAGCCAACAGUGGUGCGUCUCCAAGCAGACUCCCCAGUAUCCAACGCUGAAGCAGAAAAAAUAUUAGGAGCUUUCCUCGCCAAAAAAGAAUCGAUCGAUCAUGAUGUAUUAUCCGGGGCUUUCAACAAUGAUAGCGAAGAAAACAAGAGUACCGUGGCUGUUGCCAACUCUGCAGUGAUAUCACAACUUAAAAGAGUCCAAAGAGAAUUGCGUGGGUUGCCACCAACUUUGGAAGCCACUAGCGCAUUCACAAAGAAGAGAAAGGACAAUAACACAAAGAAUCACAAGAAAGAAUCUAACGAGAUCAAAUCAGAAUCAACAGGGAAACACAUAAAGUUUGAUGACGAUGAGCCAGAAGAAGAGAACAAGGAAGAGCAAGGGGAAGAAGAAAAAGAAGAAAUAAUACCAGAAGAAGAGUCUGAAAAAGAAGAAUCUGAAAAUGAAGACGUUAAACAAGAAUCAGAAGAGGAAAACGUUCCAAUCAAAAAAGAAGCGCAAGAAUCUGUUCCUGAAGUAAAAAAAGAAGAAACCACCCCAGAAAUCAAAAAAGAGGAAGAAGGCGUCGAAUUAGUAAAGGAAAAGAAGUCCAAGAAGGAAAAAAAAUCUAAGAAGGAAAAGAAAGAAAAGAAGGAAAAGAAAGACAAGAAGAGAAAAUCUUCUGAAGAUUCUGGAGAAAAGAAGUCCAAGAAGGUCAAGACGGAGGGAGAUGACUAG
Molecule: messenger RNA, 759 nt
Organism: Saccharomycopsis crataegensis
Lineage: Eukaryota; Fungi; Ascomycota; Saccharomycetes; Ascoideales; Saccharomycopsidaceae
Exons: 1
Coding region: 1-759 (252 amino acids)
Source: RefSeq, a predicted model, not a curated record